AUGCAGACGCCGGGGCGAGCGGGGAGGAUGGAGGCCGGGGAGGCAGCGCCGCCGGCGGGGGCGGGCGGCCGCGCGCCGGGCGGCUGGGGCAAGUGGGUGCGGCUCAACGUGGGGGGCACGGUGUUCCUGACCACCCGGCAGACGCUGUGCCGGGAGCAGAAGUCCUUCCUCAGCCGCCUGUGCCAGGGGGAAGAGCUGCAGUCGGAUCGGGAUGAGACUGGGGCCUACCUCAUUGACCGUGACCCCACCUACUUUGGGCCCAUCCUGAACUUCCUCCGGCAUGGCAAGCUGGUGCUGGACAAGGACAUGGCCGAGGAGGGGGUCCUAGAGGAAGCUGAGUUCUACAACAUCGGCCCGCUGAUCCGCAUCAUCAAAGACCGGAUGGAGGAGAAGGACUAUCCCGUCACACAGGUCCCCCCCAAGCACGUGUACCGCGUGCUGCAGUGCCAGGAGGAGGAGUUGACGCAGAUGGUCUCCACCAUGUCAGACGGCUGGCGCUUCGAGCAGCUGGUGAACAUCGGCUCCUCCUACAACUAUGGCAACGAGGACCAGGCUGAGUUCCUGUGCGUGGUGUCCAAGGAGCUCUACACCUCCCCGCACGGGCUGAGCUCUGAGUCCAGCCGCAAAACCAAGAGCACGGAGGAGCAGCUGGAGGACGAGCGGCGGCAGGAGGUGGAACAGGUGCAGGUGGAGGCAGGUACACAGGAGAAAGCCCAGUCCUCCCAGGAGCCCGCUAACCUUUUCUCCCUCCCGCCACCGCCGCCUCCUCCGCUUCCCGCGGGAGGCCCCGCCUCAUCUUCAUCCACCUCUUCCUCCUCCUGGAUCUCAUCUGCACCCUGCCUCUUCCCUCUCUGCCCCUGUCCGGGUUUCCUCUCUGCCUGCUCACGCCUCCAUCCCCGGGCCGCCCCGGCCCCCGCCUCCCGCGCCCUCCACCCAGGCGCCCCGACAUUUGACGAACAGACCGGGCAGGAAGCGGAGGCUCGCACAGUCGAGAGCGUGAGGGGGAGUCGACCACCAGCUGCUGGCCCUCCUCUUCCUCCUGUUGCCCUCCCCGGGGCAGAUGUCAGGGAGCAGGUCGGGGACCACGGGACGCCACCCCCUGCCUCUGCGGGGCCCUGCUUGCCCCCAGAAAACUCGCUCCCCUGCCUCGUGGGUGCCCUGGCCACUUGA
This is a messenger RNA of Puma concolor (puma), 1170 nucleotides long. The record is from RefSeq and is a predicted model, not a curated record. NCBI's taxonomy places the organism in Eukaryota, Metazoa, Chordata, Mammalia, Carnivora, Felidae.